AUGGAGAAGAGAAACGAGAGAAGAGUGAUUCUUUUUCCUUUACCAUUACAAGGAUGCAUAAACCCUAUGCUUCAACUAGCAAAGAUCUUAUUUUCAAGAGGCUUCUCAAUCACAAUCAUCCACACGAGUUUCAACGCUCCUAAAUCUUUAGACCAUCCUCUCUUCACUUUCUCACAGAUCGAAGACGGAUUGUCUGAAACUCAGACAAAAUCUCGGGAUGUUUUGCUUCAACUCACGCUUCUCAACAACAACUGUGAGAAACCACUUCGAGAGGGUUUGGCUAAACUCAUUAAACCUGAUUCGGAUUCAGGAACAACAGAGGAAAUGAAGAUUAGCUGUUUGAUUGAUGAUUCUGGUUGGGUUUUCACUCAAUCAGUUGCAGAGAGUUUCAAUAUUCCGAGAUUAGUACUUUGUGCUUAUAAAUUCACUUUCUUUCUCGGACAUUUGCUUGUUCCUCAGAUUCGUCGUGAAGGGUUUCUUCCAUUACCAGAUUCUGAAGCAGAGGAACUAGUUCCGGUGUUUCCACCGCUUCGAAAGAAAGAUCUUGUCCGAAUCAUGGGAAAAAGCGGUCAGGUUGAGCAGCUCGAUUCUUACUUGGUUAAGAUACUCGAAACGACCAAGCCAGCUUCAGGGAUCAUAGUCAUGUCCUGUGAAGAGCUUGACCAAGAUUCACUUGCUGAGUCACACAAAGUCUUCAACUUUCCGAUAUUCCCCAUUGGCCCAUCUCAUAUCCAUGAUGUUCCAGCUUCGUCUAGCAGCUUGUUCGAACCGGACCAGAGUUGCAUUCCAUGGUUAGAUAAGCGCGAAACGAGAUCGGUACUCUACGUGAGCUUAGGGAGCAUUGUGACCUUAACUGAGUCUGAGUUUUUGGAGAUUGCUUGUGGACUAAAAAACAGUGACCUAGCUUUCUUGUGGGUUGUCCGGCCUGGUUCGGUCCACGGUAGAGAUUGGAUUGAAUCGUUACCAUUAGGGUUCAUUGAAAGUCUCGAGGGAAAGGGAAAGAUUGUGAAAUGGGCUCCGCAGCUAGAUAUUCUAGCGCAUAGAGCCACGGGAAGUUUUUUGACUCAUAACGGAUGGAACUCGACGCUAGAGAGUAUAUGCGAAGGGGUUCCUAUGAUCAGCUUGCCAUUUGUGUGGGACCAGUUGCUAAACGCGAGAUUCAUCAGCGAUGUAUGGAGGAUCGGGAUUCACUUGGAAGGUCGUAUAGAGAGAAGAGAAAUCGAGAGAGCCGUGAGAAGACUAAUGGUUGAAUCGGAAGGAGAUGAGAUUCGAGAGAGAAUCAAAGUGUUGCAAGAUGAAGUAAGAAGAUCGGUUAAACGAGGCGGCUCGUCUUCUCGAUCUCUAGAUGAGCUAGUUGAUCGAAUUUCAUCAUUCUAG
This is a messenger RNA of Arabis nemorensis, 1377 nucleotides long. NCBI's taxonomy places the organism in Eukaryota, Viridiplantae, Streptophyta, Magnoliopsida, Brassicales, Brassicaceae. The record is from the annotation of a GenBank genome assembly.